AUGUCGGGCCUUGUCAAUAAGCCAACGAAAGCAGGCAAAUCGAUCGACCGCGAGGACGUGUUCAAGUACACGAACGGACGUUUCUUAGCAAACGAGAAGAAAGCGAUUGAUCGCAGAUAUGUAACAUUCGAUCUAGAUCAGCUUUGUGCAGUAGCUGCGACUACUGGUGGGCGGCACUCACCCGUCUGCGCGAUCGACAAGAUGGAAGGAGGGUUCAGCAAAGCACUUCUUUUGCGCAAAGAAGAUGGCAGCGAGAUCGUUGCGAAGAUACCCUUUCCUAUCGCAGGGCCGCCCAAGUACACCACGGCGUCGGAGGUGGCUGUUCUCAAAUACCGUACGUCCUCGUUGUUCUGGAGGCCUGCGUGA
Alternaria ventricosa is the source of this 366-nucleotide messenger RNA. RefSeq lists its product as uncharacterized. Lineage: Eukaryota; Fungi; Ascomycota; Dothideomycetes; Pleosporales; Pleosporaceae. Gene Ontology annotation, cellular component: mitochondrion. The record is from RefSeq and is a predicted model, not a curated record. The transcript is spliced from 2 exons. Bases 1 to 366 code for a protein of 121 amino acids.